Molecule: messenger RNA, 780 nt
Organism: Verticillium alfalfae VaMs.102
Lineage: Eukaryota; Fungi; Ascomycota; Sordariomycetes; Glomerellales; Plectosphaerellaceae
Exons: 1
Coding region: 1-780 (259 amino acids)
Source: RefSeq, a predicted model, not a curated record
AUGCGCAAGCGCGAGGAGGUGCGGGCGGCGGCGCUGGCGAUCGAGCGGGAGAAGCAGGAGAAGCUCCAGGCGGAGCGCGAGGCCAUUGCGGCGCGGGACCGCGAGAUUGCAGAGAGGCGGGCCGAGGAGGAGAAGGCGCGGGCCGAGGCCGAGAUGACGACGGACAGCGAGACGGGCGAGAGGGUCAAGCGCAAGCGCAAGGCGGCGGCACCCCGGGGCGCGGCGGGCGAGGGCAAGGCCAAGAGGGGCGCGCGCAAGAAGAAGGGCGGCGACGACUCGGAGGGCGAGGACGAGGACGAGUCGGAGGAGGAGGAGCGGCCGAAGCCGAAGAAGAGACGUCUCGCCAAGAAGGAGACCGAGAAGCCCGGCAAGUUCAAGUCGGCUGAGAUUAUCGUCGACAGCGACGAGGACGAGGAGGCGCAACGCGACGAGGACGACGAGGAGGACCCCCUCGAGCGGGCUGAGAGGGCGCUCGCACGGAGCGGUCGCGCUGCUUCCCAUGACGGGCGCGACGAGGGCGAUGACGAGGGCGAUGACCGCAUGGACGUCGACGCCGGCAGAGGGGGCGACAAUGAUGACGAGGAGGACGACGAUGCCGAGGUCACGCGGCGACAGCAGAGCAAGCGUGCCCGACGCGGUCGCGUCGUCGAGAGCGACGAGGAGGACGAGGAGGAAGGCGACGAAGGUGUCGCGGCAGGCCAACGAUCAGGGGACGACGAUGUGGCGGCCGCCAAGGCUGACACCAGCAUGGCCGAUGCCGAGGACGACGACGAGGCGUGA